Effrenium voratum is the source of this 321-nucleotide messenger RNA. NCBI's taxonomy places the organism in Eukaryota, Dinophyceae, Suessiales, Symbiodiniaceae. The record is from the annotation of a GenBank genome assembly.
AUGUGUGCAACCAACCUGGACGAGGUAGACCUCCCAGCAGAAUUGCAAGUGCCGGCAUCCUUCAAGCUGCCAGCGCUGUCGCUCUUGCAAGUGACAAAUCAGGUGUCUCCUUUCGUGAAUUUCCUGCCAGGACACUCCAUCCAACGGCAAGAGCAGAUUGAUCACUUCAGCAGCUCCAAAAGUCUGACGAAGGCCGCCGUGCAGCAGCUCUACGACCUCUGCCGCAGCCAGCCGCAGCUGGGGCGCUGCAUCUGCCUCUCCCUGGCGCCCCCGGUGCGGGGUGGGGGGGGGCCGGAGAGCCGGGCGUGUUGCUGGCUGUAG